AUGAGUGCAAAAGAAUUGACUUAAGUCUAAUUUAAAUAAUAGGGUUUAAUAUAUAAGGAUGAGAAAAAAGAAGAAGAAUGGCUAGAUGAAUUUUUUAAUGAUGAUUGUAAAAAUGGUUCAUAUAAAAAAGAUAUUCGAAGUUGUUCUUUGGUUUAAUAAAAGGGUAAAAGUUUUUAAUUUGUACAUAAAUCUAUUUAAAAAUUUCUGAUUGCAGCUGAUUUGUUUGAGAUUUUAUUAUAAUCAAAAUAAUUUGAUGCAAGGAUAUAUAGCACAAUACUAGAAAUACAAUUUUCAUAAAAUAAAAAUGAAAGUUUAGGAUGUUAUAUAAAGUAGAUAACUGAAAAACACUUUUUAAAAAUAUUUUCCAUGAAAAAUCUUUUAUCUUAUUAAAAAUAAUAAGAGAAAAAUGCUAUUGAAGAAAAAGUUAAGAAAACUAUUGAAUUUGUUUAUAAAUUAAGAAAUCAUGAUUUUAAUAUUAUCAAUUAUUCAACCAAAACUUAUGAAGAAAGUAGAAAAUUUCUGAUAUAAAAAAUAUAGAAAGAUCAAAAUAUUAUAUAAUUUUUGAAAUUCAUAGUCCAUCUUACAUCCAUAGAUGAAGGAUUAAUUUAGGGUGGAUCUAAUUCAUUGAAUAUUUUGGUUGAAAAGAAAGUUGAUCUCACAUAAUAAUCUUUUAGAAAUGUUAGAAUUAAAAAUACUUCUCUCAUUGGAGCUAGCUUUUCAUAAUGUGAUUUAAGUGGAUCUGAAUUUGAAAAUGUCAUAAUUCAUGGAAUCAAUUUAAAUUGUGCAAUAUUAAUUUUAUAUGGAAAAAUCUUUAAAUAAAUGAGUUACAUAAAAUAGAAGGACAUAAUGGAACUGUAAAUUCAGUAUCCUAUUCUUAUGAUGGUAAUAUAAUAGCUUCUGGUAGUAGCGAUAAAACUAUUCAUUUAUGGGAUGUAAAGUCAGGAGAAGUAUUGAAUAAAUUAUAUGGACAUAAUGUUUCAGUUAAAUCAGUAAGUUUUUCUGAUGGUUUGACCCUAGCAUCUGGUAGUGAAGAUAAUUCUAUCCGUAUAUAGGAUAUUAAUUCUGGAUAAGAAAUACUAACCUUACUAGGACAUGAUCGAGGAGUUAUAACUUUAUUUUUCUCUUCUAAUGCUAGUUUAUUAGCAUCAGGUAGUUGGGAUAAAUCCAUCCAUUUUUGGAAUGUAAAUUCUGCAGAAUUAAUCAAAAUAUUACAAGGACAUAGUGAAGGAGUUUAAUCAGUAUGCUUUUCUCCUGAUGAUACAAUAUUAGCUUCUUGCAGUAGAGACAAAUCUAUAUUUAUAUGGAGUGUAAGGUCAGGUGAUAAAAAGAAAAUUCAUGUUGAAAGAAACGGAGGUUUGAUUUCUUUGUCCUUCUCUCCAGAUGGUUCCAUAUUAGUAUGUGAUAAAUCUAUCCAGUUUUUUGAUAUAAAGUUAGGAACUUUUACAAAAAUUUUAUAGGGACAUGAGGGAAUUGUUACUUCUGUGAGCUUUUCUCCAGACGGACUUUAAUUAGCAUCAGGGAGUUCUGAUAAAUCUAUCCGUUUAUGGGAUAUAGAGUCUGGAAAAGAAAAAAAAAUAAUAAAUGGACAUGAUGGAAGUAUUUAUUGAUUAUGCUUCUCUCCAGAUGGCAUCAAAUUAGCCUCUGGUGGUGAAGAUAAAUCCAUCUAUUUAUGGGAUGUUAAAUCAGGAGAAAAAACUAAAAUAUUAAAAGGACAUAAUGGAUAAGUUUCAUCCCUAUGCUUCUCUACUGAUGGCACUGUAUUAGCCUCUGGUAGUUGGGAUAAUACUAUUCGUUUAUGGGAUGUAAAAUUGGGGGAAGGAAAGUGUAUAUUGCAAGGCCAUAAUGAUUAUGUCUUAUCAAUUUGUUUUUCUCCCGAUAGUUCUAUUUUAGUAUCUAGAAGCAUCGAUAAAUCAAUUUGUAUAUGGAAUAUAAACUGUUAAUAAGAAAAAGAAAUAUUUCCAUAAAGCCUAGUUUCUGAUGGCCUUUUACCUAAAUCCAUUAAAUAUAAUUUAAUUCAAUAUAUAUUUAAAAAAUUUAAUACGGUAAUUAAAUUUACUCCCAAGCCGAUAAUCAUUUAUAACAGAUUAGAUAGUGUAAUACUUCAAAUAAAUUAAAAAAUCCAAUAUUCUAUUCAAAUAUAAAAAAUUAUUUUUUAAGUUCAAGAUAUCGUUACCCUUAUCAGAAUUUGA
Molecule: messenger RNA, 2189 nt
Organism: Paramecium pentaurelia
Lineage: Eukaryota; Ciliophora; Oligohymenophorea; Peniculida; Parameciidae
Source: the annotation of a GenBank genome assembly